AUGUCUAGUCUCAGAAGAGCUUUGCUCGUCGCAGGGAAGACGAAGAUCAAUCUCGAGAAUUGCCAUUUCAUCACCGGAAUCAACUACAACGGUCUCAGCAUCAAGCAACUACAAGAGCUCCGAGGAAUCCUCCGAGAAAACACAAACACGAAGCUCCUCGUCGCGAAGAACACUCUGGUCUUCAAAGCUUUAGAAGGAACCAAAUGGGAAUCUCUGAAGCCAUGUAUGAAGGGUAUGAAUGCUUGGCUCUUUGUCCAGACCGAAGAUAUCCCUAAUGCUCUAAAGACAUUCCUCAGUUUCCAGAAAGAGAAGAAGCUCUUCGACAAUAACUUAGGUGGUGCUGUCUUCGAAGAAAAACUGUAUGCUCCUCAAGAUUACAAGGUUAUUGAGACGAUGCCAUCUCGAUCCGAUGCUUAUGGUAUGAUGCUUGGUUCUUUGCAUUGGCCGGCUUUAGAUCUCGUCAAUAUAUUGCAGGCACCAACCGUGUCGGAAAAUGACAGUGGUGCAUCAGCGGCGUCUGAAAACGAGAGUGGUGCAUAA
This is a messenger RNA of Arabis nemorensis, 540 nucleotides long. NCBI's taxonomy places the organism in Eukaryota, Viridiplantae, Streptophyta, Magnoliopsida, Brassicales, Brassicaceae. The record is from the annotation of a GenBank genome assembly.